Molecule: messenger RNA, 4282 nt
Organism: Lytechinus pictus (painted urchin)
Lineage: Eukaryota; Metazoa; Echinodermata; Echinoidea; Temnopleuroida; Toxopneustidae
Product: casein kinase I
Exons: 5
Coding region: 279-926 (215 amino acids)
Biological process (GO): negative regulation of canonical Wnt signaling pathway; peptidyl-serine phosphorylation; signal transduction
Cellular component (GO): cytoplasm; nucleus
Molecular function (GO): protein serine/threonine kinase activity; ATP binding
Source: RefSeq, a predicted model, not a curated record
ACACAACACAAUGAGUAAUGCACGUACGGUUAACGUUGAUCUUUCUUGAAUUUCUUGGUUGGAAAAAUUGUGUAUUGGGACUUUUUGGAAGCAAAAUAAACACAAAGGAAUGCAUCCUUACACAGAGGGAAUGACUUUGACGAAUUAGAAAUGGAACGUACCGUCAAUUCGCAAUGAAAUCGAAUGAAUUAGUAUCCAUUUUAUGCUUUUCAUUUCGAUAUUCUUGUAGAUAGUUCAAUCAUUUCUUCGCCGUAGGCCGCAGGCAUUUGUCCACAAACAUGUCGGCUGCGCCUUCAGCUGCGGGCAUGCAUGGGCAUGGAAGUCAAGGUGGAACUCGGAGUGGAGAGUUUAUUGUUGGCAGCGACAAAUACAAAUAUCGCUUGGUGAGAAAGAUAGGCAGUGGAUCUUUUGGAGAUAUAUAUCUUGGAAUUCACGUUCUAAAUGGAGAGGAGGUAGCUGUCAAAUUAGAGUCGGAGAAAGCGAAGCAUCCACAGCUUUUGUAUGAGAGCAAGCUGUAUAAGAUUCUACAUGGAGGACCAGGGAUUCCACAAAUGAAGUGGUUUGGUCAAGGUCAUGAUUACAACAUCAUGGUAAUGGAGCUCCUUGGGCCCAGUCUUGAAGAUCUCUUCAACUUUUGUUCAAGGAAGUUCACCAUGAAAACAGUUCUUAUGCUGGCUGAUCAGAUGAUAGCGAGGAUUGAAUACGUCCAUCUUAAGAACUUCAUCCAUAGAGACAUCAAACCGGACAAUUUCCUUAUGGGUAUAGGAAGACACUGCAAUCAACUUUUCCUCAUAGACUUUGGUCUAGCAAAGAAAUUCAAGGAUUCAAGAAGCAAGCAACAUAUACAGUACAGAGAGGACAAAAACCUUACUGGUACAGCAAGAUACGCCAGUAUCAAUGCACAUCUUGGUAUUGAGCAGAGGUGAGUAAACCUCUUUUGUAUAGCUUCAAUAACUUAAACAGCAGCAUGAAUCAUGAUUCAAAAAGCAAUUACAAAAUACAGAUUUCAAGAGAAAACAAGGAUGUGCUCAGUGUCCCCCAUUUCUGGUUGUAAAAUGUUUUUCAGAUCUUGAUUUGGGAAAAAUUUAAAUGCCAAAAAAGACGAUCAGCAUCACAAAUGCAACAAAAUGCAUGAGACACUGAACACAAUUGAGUUUUGUUAUGAUCUUUAAUUGUUUUAUGAAACUACUAUGUAGGUGAAAGUUUGAUAUAUCCUUGCAUUUUUUACUUUGUGCUCUGCUUGUUUAUUUUUUGCUAUUUAUUAAAAUCAACUCUAUAGAUGGACUUAACCUUUGAAUUUUGGUAAAUUCCCAAAUAUUGUUGGUCACUAUUCCAUAUUAUUUGUGUUACGUACUAAAACUUUUAUAGUGGUAUGAAACAAAAAUGUAUUUUCAUGGAUGUCCUUUACAAUUUUAAGGAUAAUUUAUUUUUAAUAGGCUGGCUCAAUCCUGGGGGCCGUUUCAUAAAGCUGUUCGUAAGUUAAGAGAGCUCUACUUAAAGAACGACUGGUGAACCUUUCUUAGGUGCUGAAUUAUACCAGUAACCAUUUACUGCAAGAAAGGAUCACCAGUCGUUUUUAAAGUCACUCUUAUCUUACGAACAGCUUUAUGAAACACCCACCUGGCCAAAAUAAAAAUAACCAUGCACAAUUUUUGUUUUUGGUAUAGAACCAUAUCUCAUUCAUGGAAUGGGCUUAUGCUGAAAAUCACAUGAUUUAAUCCUUGUAGCUUGGAUAAAUACAAAAAGAAAUACCUUGUGAGGGUGCUAAAUAUUGUGUCAUGUGAAUUUCAAAUUUUCACAAAGAAGCAACAGAUGGAGAAAAAAAACAAUCAGAACUUUUGUAAGAUUGGGAGGUUACAUGUUACUUUGAAGAAAAAAAACCCUCACAUUACAUGUAACCUUUGACAAAGCUUUAGUCAGGCUUGAGUUCAAUUUUACAGUUGUAGCUAAAAGUUUCAUGGAGAAGAGGAUAUGCUUAAUCCACUUUUUAAUUUUCAUUUUACCAUAUGUAACCAUUAUUAUAAAACAAAGAAUUACUGUAGGUACAUGUAUAAAAGCAAAUCUUGAUCAGGGGAGCGUUUCAUGAAAAGGACUUGUGUGACAUUUUUAUCUGACAAGUUCUGUUUUAUCUGACAGUUACCAUAGUAACAGUGCUUCUCAGCCAGUCAAAAUCGAGGAAUGUUGUGAGAUCAACAACUUUUCUGACAUGAAUGUUGAUGAAUCUUUUUUCAAUGUAAAAACCUCUUUAUGUGAGUGACUGGUACUAAUGAAACAAUUGAUACUGAAUGGUUUGCAUCAAUGCAAAAAUUGAGUGAUGAAUGUUGGUGUCAAAGACAGGUCUGUAAACAAAGUUCUUUCUGUAUGAAUAAGACGUGUGGGUAGUUAACAGAUGCCAUAUUGAUUACACAUUGAAGACAUGAAGCAGACAAUGAUAGUGCAUUCUUUGCAUGCCAAGAAAUCCAUUGCUAGCCCUCACACAAGGUCAUUUAUGUAACCCCUUCUCCAGUGAUACAAAUGAACUUGAAAGGUCAAAGGUGAAGUACUGCAGUGCAUGGGGUGUUGGUGCUAGUGUUAGUGUUAAACAGUGUCAGCCCAGUUUCUGAACUAAGUUCCAACAUAGAUUAAAGGUCAAUCCUAACAUCAACCUCGCUUUGAAUCAGGUUUUUUGGGGUGUUCAUGUAAGUGCUGUCUUGAACAAAAAACACCAGCUUACAACACUAAACUUGUUAUCACCCAGUGAUUCCAGAGUUACAAUGGGACUUUGGGUGUCACAACAAAGGAACUUCAUGCGGACCUUCAGUAUAUAUUGUGGUUCAUUGUACUUGUAGUAUUUUGUUGAUAUUGAUUGUCUUUGGACAUGUGCGACACCUACACCCCAUCAAUCAUCUUAAGGUCAUCUUCUGAAUGGUGUCACUGUUUAUGGUCCAGUCAAUACUUCAUGCUGUGCUUUCAAUAUACUUCUUAUGCGACUUCAAUAAUGCAGAUGUCAACAUCAGUGAAAAAAUACACGUGGGCGGCGGGCGAAUUCGCCCCAGAAAUGCCUAAAGUCGCCCUCGAAAUCACCCAAAAUCAUGCUUUCGGGGGCGACAUAAAAUCUGAAUAUCGCCCCCGAAAUUAUUUCCGAGUGAUAACAACUCAACGACCCACUAGCGCCAUAUGCUCUAGCUCCGCUUACCAUUUAAAAAUCAUCCAAAAUCCACACUCAAAAUCAUGAAUAGGCUAAGCCUUGAAAAUAGCGAGGAGCGCAGUUUCAAAUUCCGAAGUUGCAUCCUUUUUUUCUGUACCAUGUAUUUCCACACACAUGGUAUAGAAAAAAAAUAAACGCGACGGUCGGGAAACAGUUGCAUGUAUAGGGGUCCAUUAUGACUACCACCAUGUGCAAUUUCUAAUGCACAUGUUUCCCCUACAGAUAUCACAAUUCUGUGAAAAAAUAAUUCGAAUUACACAGGAAAUAAAUCCCAGAGUCUAGUAACCUAUCAUUGGUGAGUUGUCAUUAGGCUCUGCUUUUCAAAACGGCCUAUUAACAUCCAAAAUAACUUACCUUAUUUAUUAAUUAUAACUUAAAAAUCAUUUGUUUUAUUUUUCUCGGGAAUGUGGUAAAUAUCAGACAAUAAAUCAUCAAACAAAGCUCCAUCUAUUUUACAAGGCCGGAGGCAGGCGCACGCAUUGGCGCUUGUGUUAGCUAGCCAGUCUGAGCUUUGUCUCUCUGCCAGAGCUCUGGGGGACGAUUCGCUCAGUAAAGGCCUCAAUGAUGGUGAUUUUCUGUUUCAGACAGAGUUUACAUUUCAGGUAUAUUAUUCAAACUGCCAAUAAAGUUUGAUGAUUUCUUCAUUGUCAUGUAUAUUUAAGUUCUUAAUGAAUACAUUCUCACCAAAUUUAGACUCCCCCAUAGAGAAAUGCAAUUUUCAUGGAGAUCUGUGUUUUCAAAGAACUUCAGGAAAAGUUAGGGUAUGUGGGCCUUUAUUACAUGUACAUGGCCGAGUACAGGGUAUUGUACUGGAAUAGACGGAGUAGAAAUUAGAUAUUGAAUUCAUUUAUAUCCAAGUCCAACUCACAGUCACACCCACACACACACACACCCAAGAUUCUAAGCAUGAAAAAAAUAACUUAAAAAAUCAUACAAUAUUAAACAAAAAGUAAUAAUUCAUUAAUAAGUGAACAGGUAUUCCUCAAAAUACAAAAAAGUAGCAUUCAAAAAGAGCCCCCAAAAUGCAAAAAGUUGCCCUCGAAAGGUAGAAAUGGAGCCCCGAAAUUUGACAAAAAAUUUAAAAUGGAGCCCCCG